Messenger RNA from Hyla sarda, 1351 nucleotides. Its product is annotated as mitochondrial inner membrane protease ATP23 homolog. Gene Ontology annotation, biological process: mitochondrial proton-transporting ATP synthase complex assembly; mitochondrial protein processing. The coding region runs from base 555 to 1079 and encodes 174 amino acids. Lineage: Eukaryota; Metazoa; Chordata; Amphibia; Anura; Hylidae. The transcript is spliced from 8 exons. Gene Ontology annotation, molecular function: metalloendopeptidase activity. Gene Ontology annotation, cellular component: extrinsic component of mitochondrial inner membrane. The record is from RefSeq and is a predicted model, not a curated record.
GCACCACUCUUCCUCUGCACAGGUUUUGAUAAAUCUCCCCUUUGGAGUACAUCACCAGGGUACAAGGCGCCUAAGUGCAAUGAAAGCGAGCAGUAAAGGCGUGUGGUCACCAUGGCGACGACAAUAAUCGAUCAGAAAGCAGCUGAUCAUUGGAGCCGUUGCACACAGUAGGGCGCCGAGCAGACAUUCCAUGUGAGGACAGCAGCAUCAGCAGUAUCCCGGGUCACCUGACGAGGAGCCUCCUCCAGCAGGAGAUGCCUCCCCCGUGCCCGCCUGUAGGGGGGAGGCUGCAGCUGGCGGAUCGUUACAGAUCACUUUCCAGCAAUGUCCUCCUUUGAGCACAGACAGGAUUCCAGUGAAAGGUGCUAUACUGGACGGAGAUGGUGUCAGUGUAGAGUGCAUUAAUAGACCCUGAACGCUCAGCCCUGCUUGUGAAAUCAGCUUUGGAGAAUAGGGGCUUUGUGACACUGAAUAUUAUCCCCUUGAAGGUAGCCAUUAGAAAAUGGAUGGACUGUGACCAUUAAGGCCCAUAUGCCAGGCUUCUUCUAGAUGCCAUGAGGCGCUCUGGUUGCACAGUUUCCAGAGACAGACACUUUUCCUGUGAGGAUUGUGAUGGAUCAGUAAGUGGAGGCUUUGAUGCCGAUACAUCUGAAAUUGUGCUGUGUCAGAAUAACAUCCACAGUCAGUCGCACAUGGAUCGCGUGGUGGCACAUGAGCUGAUUCAUGCAUUUGACCACUGCCGUGCACAUGUGGAUUGGUUUAAUAACGUUCGCCAUUUAGCAUGCUCUGAGAUAAGAGCGGCCAAUCUCAGUGGAGACUGCUCACUUAGCAAUGAGAUUAGCAGGUUCAAUUUUGGCUUGAAACAACAUCAUCAGGCCUGUGUAAGAAAUCGCGCUCUCCGUUCUAUAUUGGCUGUCAGGCAGAUCAGUCAAGAGGCAGCAGAAAAGGCCGUAGAUGAUGUAUUUGAGUCGUGUUUUAAUGACCAUGAACCAUUUGGCAGAAUCCCUCAUUGUAAAAGGGACACUGACUUGGCAUACAGAGAUAUUAAAAACCGAGAAAAAUAUUAUGCUAACCUUUGACCUACAAAAAAUGACAUAUAAAUCCAGUUUCGGACGGCCUCUUGUCAAAUAAUAAUCAUGAAACAGAAUUGCACCUCUCAAGGAGAUUUAAUUAUUAUUAUUAUAAUUAUUUUUUUUUUUUUUGCAGCACAUCAAAGCCUCAAUAGUUGUAAUGGAACAUUUUAAGCUAUGUCUCAUACUAUGUUUGUGUGUUUUAUUGUAUGUCUUUUUUUUAAUUUUAUAUUUAAUUCUGUGAUUUAUAAAAAUGAUUUUGUUUUGGAGUAAUAUAUAAA